AUGGAACCCGCGUUCGAAGUGUCGCCUGAGCAACAGGCGAGCGUCGGCCGCUAUAUGCGGCAGCAAUACUUCUACAAACCCUUCGAGGUGCGCAACGUCAGUCUCGCUGGCAAGACAGCCGUCGUAACCGGCUCCAACUCGGGCAUCGGCCUAGAAUCCAGCCGGCAGCUACUCAGACUAGGCCUGAGCAAACUUAUCCUUGCAGUGCGCGACGAAGAGAAAGGCCGCGCCGCCGCCGCCGAGCUCUCUGCGUCGCUCCCAGCCAACCACACCGCCACCAUCGAGGUCUGGCACCUUGACCUCUGCGUCUACGCGUCCGUCGUCGCCUUUGGCCAGCGCGCCGAAUCGCUCGCGCGCCUCGACCUCGCCGUGCUCAACGCCGCCUUCUGCCCGGCCGCGCGCCGCGUCAACCCGCUCACGCGCCACGACGACACCAUCCAGGUCAACUACCUGUCCACGGCGCUGCUCGCGCUGCUGCUCCUGCCCACCCUGCACGCCACGGCCAAGCGCACCGGCCGCCCCGGCCGCAUCACCUUCACCCAGUCCGAGGCGGCCGCGUGGACCAAGUUCGACAUUGCGCGCGCGGCCGCGCAAGGGUCCGUCCUCGCCGCCCUCGACCGGCCCCACAAUGACACGUCGGACCACAUGUUCGCGUCCAAGCUGCUGGGCCAAUCCUUUGUGCGCGCGCUCGCCCGCCGCGUUCCGGCUGCCGUUGUGGUCGUCAACGCUGCCUCGCCCGGCAUGGUCACCGACUCGCGCUUCGAUCGCGAGACGGGCAAGACGUGGUUCAUGAAGUUCUUCAGGCUGCUCGUGGUGAACCGCAUUGGGAACACGUCGGCGGUCGCUGCGAGGAUGGUUGUGGAUGCCGCCGUCCGUGAGGAUGAGGUUGGGACGGAGACGCAUGGGCAGUUUCUGUCCAUGGCGCCCAUCGUCUACACGGACGAGGGAGAAAAGGUCUCGGCGCAGCUGUGGAAGGAGACGAUGGACGAGCUCGCGUUCGCGAAUGCAGAGGGCAUCUUGGACGAGGUUAGCAGUGGGGCCAGCUAG
This is a messenger RNA of Lasiosphaeria miniovina, 1047 nucleotides long. RefSeq lists its product as uncharacterized. The record is from RefSeq and is a predicted model, not a curated record. Bases 1 to 1047 code for a protein of 348 amino acids. NCBI's taxonomy places the organism in Eukaryota, Fungi, Ascomycota, Sordariomycetes, Sordariales, Lasiosphaeriaceae. The transcript is spliced from 2 exons.